GUGGAGACUGCCAGUGUGGCGCAAAAGGCUGAGGAGGACGAGGCGGAGAGGGGACGGCGGUUUCGGUCCCUCUCACCACAUCGGCGGAGGGAGGGAGAAAGAAAGGAGAAAGUCUCCGCCGGUCAGUGGUAAAAUCGGCUUCGCUCUGGCUCGGGAUGGGUCUGAUCUUUGCCAAGCUCUGGAGCCUGUUCAGUAAUCAGGAGCACAAGGUGAUAAUCGUGGGACUUGAUAAUGCUGGAAAGACCACCAUUCUGUACCAGUUCCUAAUGAAUGAAGUGGUUCACACAUCUCCAACUAUAGGGAGUAAUGCUGAAGAAAUAGUAGUAAAAAACACACAUUUUCUCAUGUGGGAUAUUGGAGGACAGGAGUCCUUGCGAUCAUCCUGGAAUACCUAUUACUCAAAUACAGAGUUUAUUAUUCUUGUUGUUGACAGCAUCGAUCGAGAGAGAUUGUCAAUCACAAAGGAAGAGCUCUACAGGAUGCUAGCACAUGAGGAUUUGCGGAAAGCGGCUGUUCUCAUUUUUGCAAACAAACAGGAUAUGAAAGGUUGUAUGUCGGCAGCUGAGAUUUCUAAGUACCUCACCCUCAGUUCCAUCAAAGAUCACCCAUGGCACAUUCAGUCCUGCUGUGCUUUAACAGGAGAAGGAUUGUGUCAAGGUCUAGAAUGGAUGACUUCCCGGAUUGGAGUAAGAUAACUUUUUCCAGCUAGACAGUGACCUAUCCUAUGUGGACAAAAAACCUCCUUUGUGGUACACUUGGCUGUUGAUGUAGCUACAUAUUUAACAUUAAACAUCUGCAAUCUCCAACAAGCAACGCUUGAAUCAAGUGCAGCUGAACUGAAACUUAAAAGUAUUUUUAACACUUUUCAAAAUGCACUAAUUUUGGACGGAUGAACAACUGGAAUUCUCAGUUCUCCUGACUACAUAAGCUAAAUGAUAAAUGACUGCCUUGUAACAAAAUUGACUGAUGACAAAAGUCUUUAUUCUUGCAACUUACAGUAACAGCCUCUAACAUAGGCUGCUUUUCUUCCUUUUUUUCAUGUGCUGCAAUGAAGCUUUAAGAAUGCCAGAGAGGAGAGGGUUUUAAAAUUAACCCAUUUACAAGUGAGGAAGUUCAAAUGCUGAUACACACUACAGAAGUUCUGUAUAACAUAGAAACAAUUAUUUAUUUACAGUCUUUACCUAUUUAUCUACCUGUCAUUGUCAUUUCUGCCUUGGGGAACAUAUGCCUUUAGAAAACUGUGUUCAGCUGCUAAAUGUUUUCUACAUUGGGUUUACCUAAAAGUCAGUUUUGUACAAGAACAGUGAAUAUGCUGCAUGUUGCUUGGAAGGACUAUAUUGCACUGUGUUUUAACAAUGCAAAUUUUAUAGGGAUCUCUAUAUUCCACAAGAACGCUGGGAUAUGGAUUGGGAUCUCCAAAAACAUUGUAUGAUAACAUGGUGGUGAAAGCCAGUCUCCUCCUAAUACUGUAUUUCAGAGUAAUCUGGUUCUGCAACCUGAUUCUGAGUAGUUCCUGCAUAGAAAUCUGUGUAAGUUUUAAGUAUUUCUCAACUGGAGAAAACCAGAGCAAAAACAUUGCUAAAAAUAAUCAACAGGGUUAGUAUGAAGCCACAAAAAUGUAAGUGGCAUUUGGUACCAUUUUCCCCAGGAAGAUUGUACUCAUUCUACAUAUCAUAGGCACAAAGCCUUAUUUUUGUGUGUUGCAAACAUAACUGCAAACUUUAACAAAUGUGCUAUUGGCCUUUAAAAUGCCACAUUGUUUUCGUGUUACACCACUAGUUGACUUCCAGAUAAUGCUGGUCUGUUAUGUGGAAGCAAACUGAAUGCAACACACUUGACUCUAACUGGAUCUCUCUGUCCAAACUAGGGGAAGAGAUCCUGAAGCUCUGCUUGGCUGAGGAAAGCAAAAGAAUACAGCUAAAAUGCCAUGCAUGUUCAUUUCCUAUUUACAAAGCCUUAUGGGAUACCUCUCAGAAGCAGGUUGCCUGCAGGAAGUGGCAUGGAGAAGGUUUCAGUUCCCUUCCCUAUCAGCACUGCUCUGAUUAAAGGCAGGCAAGGCCUGCAGCAGCUGUCAAGACAGUUUAAGAUGUUCCUGGCUUAAGCGGAGACUCAGGAGGAUCCAGUGACAAAUCUCCUAAGGCACAUCUGGCUUGGCCUUUGGUGUUCCAUAAAUGCUGUAAAGUGCUUGUAUUCAGUGUUUUCUUGCAGUGCCAAACAAUCGCAGUUACAGGCCACAUGCUGGCUGUGCUAUGACAUAUUGCAACAUACAUUUUAUGAAAAUGGCAAAAUUAAAUUUGAAUGGGUUCUCUUUUUUUUUUUGCUAUGAAAGGUGAUGUUUAAAGGGGAACAAAAGACUAUUACCAGAAGAGAAGCCUGGGAGAGGUAAAAAAGUUAUCACUUGGAACAGAGCUCAGCCAGAGAAGAUGAGGCUCCUUAGUACUGUGGAUUGAUUCCCUUCAAAGAAACAGUUGCCUUUUAGUAGGCUGGAGACCCAUUUCAUCCCAUUUGAACUACUUGAAUUGUACUAUAGUACAUAAGAUAACUUGCAUUGCAGCCUGGGCUUAUGAGAAAUAGGAACUGAUCUAUUGGGAAGGUGCAUUUCUGUUCCUAGAGGUAUUGGUUCAUUUUAUACUUGAGAAUGCAGGCACCUAUUCCUGUAAAAUCAGAAACAUGGUCAUGUCUGAAGCCCACCUGCUUCAAGAGUAAGAUGUAAGCUGUGCUUAAAGCCACAUGCACUUUGAGUAUGUUUUGCUAUAUAAUGAGAUGGCAUCAGCUUGCUUGUAGUCCUUAAGUAGCCCAUGUCAUUUUUAAAACUUGUAGACAUUUGUGAUAAAGUGGAAGGGACUUUUUCUUGCCAUACCUUCUCAGUUUUGUCUGUACACAUGAACUUUGCAGUGCUGUCAAUUUUACCAUCUUUUUUCCCCUAAGGGAGAAGGCAUUUCAGUGUUUUAAGGUGUAACUCUCGCUGUACCAUGGGAUGUAAAGAACUGUGGCCCUUUUUGGGCCAAGGUCAUGUGUCAGUUGACCUUUUACAUUGAGUAUGGUUUACUAGACUGCACCCUUUAUACCAAAUCAGCAGCAUUGUAAAUGUUUGUUGGGGUGAAUUAAAGUACUUGGCUGUGCAAAGUAGUGGUUAUCUUACACAAAAUUGCAAAAAUUGUUUACAAUGAAUGUGAUGCUUGUUGCGGGAGGAAGAGGAAGGGUCCAAGUACCAGUCUGCACAACCCCUUGCAUGUGUGUAAACUGCUUUUCACUUUUGAUCAUGGUAUUGCAUCCUUCCAGCUUUCUUAUGCUGUGCAGUUUUUAUUGUGCAAGACUGCUUCAAUUCCAUCUCUUGGAAGAAUGUGAGACUAAACAAAGUCUAGCAAGAGCAUUCUUAGAGUUGUGGAAAGAGACUGUGUUUGAUUACCAAAGUUUCUCCUUACCAGACGAGUUUCAGUAAAAAUUGCAUUGUAACUUGUGGUCUCUUAA
This is a messenger RNA of Heteronotia binoei (common prickly gecko), 3471 nucleotides long. It is a transcript of the gene ARL5B, whose product is annotated as ADP ribosylation factor like GTPase 5B. The transcript has 6 exons. Gene Ontology annotation, biological process: protein localization to Golgi membrane; intracellular protein transport; vesicle-mediated transport. Gene Ontology annotation, cellular component: cytoplasm; trans-Golgi network. Lineage: Eukaryota; Metazoa; Chordata; Lepidosauria; Squamata; Gekkonidae. The record is from RefSeq and is a predicted model, not a curated record. Gene Ontology annotation, molecular function: GTP binding; GTPase activity. Bases 156 to 695 code for a protein of 179 amino acids.